AUGGCGCCUAAGGCUAAUGGAAAGGCUGUUAAGAAGGCGGUUAAAGCCCAGAAGAACAUUGCGAAGACCGACAAGAAAAAGAAGCAUAAGAGGAAGGCAAGUUACGCAAUCUACAUCUGCAAGGUCUUGAAGCAGGUUCAUCCCGACACUGGAGUUUCCAGCAAGGCAAUGUCAAUCAUGAAAAGCUUCGUCAAUUACUUCUUUGAACGUAUUGCCGCCGAGUCCUCUCGCUUGGCUCAUUACAACAAGCGUUCGAUGAUCACUUCUCAGGAAAUUCAGACUUCUGUCAGGCUCCUC
This is a messenger RNA of Belonocnema kinseyi, 297 nucleotides long. Its product is annotated as histone H2B-like. The record is from RefSeq and is a predicted model, not a curated record. The transcript has a single exon. The annotation marks the transcript as partial. Gene Ontology annotation, cellular component: nucleosome. NCBI's taxonomy places the organism in Eukaryota, Metazoa, Arthropoda, Insecta, Hymenoptera, Cynipidae. Gene Ontology annotation, molecular function: DNA binding; protein heterodimerization activity; structural constituent of chromatin.